UUUUUUCCUAAGUUGAAAUUUCACACCAAAAAUUGACUAUUACUCCUCUUUAAAACUACUUGUAUAUCAGUAUAUGACAUCCCUAUUCCCAAAAUUAGAUCACCCCCUCAAAGUCCUUACACAAUUACGCCCAAAUACAAAAACAGGAACUAUAAUGACAUCGGUUAAUCCCGGUACCCAACCGGUCGUCUUGGCAUUCGACCGUCAAGACGAUGUCAAAAAAUUCGAAAACACAAAACUAGGAGUUAAAGGCCUAGUCGAUUCAGGUGUCACCCAAAUCCCUUCCAUCUUCCACCACCCUCCAGAAAACCUGGUCGAUACGGGAAACUCAGCACCCGACACGGGUUCGGGUGCUGAUCCAAUUCCCGUUAUCGACCUAUCCGGUCCAACACCAGAGGUGGUGGACCAAGUCCGUAAAGCCGCGGGUACAUACGGGUUUUUUCAAGUGAUAAACCAUGGAGUCCCAGUUUCUCUCCUUGAUCGGCUCGUAAAAGCCGUUAAGGCAUUUCAUGAACUCCCGGCUGAAGAGAGGAUGAAGCAUUACCGGAGAGAUAUGACAACCGGUGUUAACUACUUUUCGAACGUUGAUCUCUUCGUAUCAAAAGCUGCCAGCUGGAGGGAUACGUUGCAACUUCGGUUGGGUCCUAUUAUGGCUGAUGUUGAUUCUAUUCCGGAUAUUUGCAGAAAUGAGAUUCUUGAAUGGGAUAAGGAAGUGAAACAGCUAACUGAGAAGCUAUUGGGACUAUUCUCUCAAGGAUUGGGAGUGAAAGCCGAUAAGUUGGUAGAGAUGUCAUGUUCAGGAGGAAAAGUUAUGGUUGGACACUACUAUCCUUAUUGUCCCGAGCCUAACAAGACAGUUGGGAUCGCGUGCCAUACAGAUCCCGGUGUUCUCACUGUGCUGCUGCAGGAUCAAGUUGGUGGGUUGCAAAUUAAACAUCAAGGAAAUUGGGUGAAUUUCAAACCAGUCCAUGGUGCACUUGUUAUUAAUGUUGGUGACUUGCUUCAGAUCCUCUCGAAUGAUAAGUACACGAGUGUAGAGCACCGAGUGUAUGCUAAUCCUCAGCAUGAACCACGGGUGUCAAUUGCUGUGUUCUGCAACCCGAGCAAGAGGGAUGACUUGUAUGGACCAUUACCAGAGAUAGUAUCGCCUGAAGAGCCUGCACAUUACCGGCAAUUCACAUACUCAGAAUUCAUUAACAGGUUUUUAAAAAAGGAACUGGAAGGAAAGACCUUGGCCAAAUACUUCAGUUUAGAAAACUAGUGAUUAAUCUUGUUCGGAUGAUUUGUGAUCAUGUAAUUGCUCGGCAUGAUUGUGUAGUUAAUCUAUGAAUCAUUUGGUUCCGUUUAUGUACUGAUGUAUACUCUUUCUUGUCAGAAUUGUGGUUAACCUGUAUUUAUUUUUAGCCUUCCAUCACUAAACAUGUUAUCAUUUUAAUGAAAAACAGAACAUUCAGAGUUGUGGUUA
This is a messenger RNA of Chenopodium quinoa (quinoa), 1465 nucleotides long. Its product is annotated as 1-aminocyclopropane-1-carboxylate oxidase homolog 4-like. The record is from RefSeq and is a predicted model, not a curated record. Lineage: Eukaryota; Viridiplantae; Streptophyta; Magnoliopsida; Caryophyllales; Amaranthaceae. The coding region runs from base 74 to 1261 and encodes 395 amino acids. The transcript has 3 exons.